AUGGAGUUGCCCUCCAAAACAUUCCCUGCACCCGUGGUUGGAGAGGAUGAAGACCAGCCUGGAUUCUGGGCAUACAGUGCUCUCAAUAACCCAUGGCCUCGCGGGCGACGAGUUCGUGAACGCCCGGGGACUUUGCUACAUACACUGCGAACCGCACCACUUCGUCGUGAGCCAGGCUUACGUACUCUGAAAAAUGGGGAGGAUUUCUAUUAUACCGUCGGUACCAAGACCGCGAAUAUUGAAGCUCUGCUGGUACAAUCGGUUGGGGAAAGAAUUGAUAUUGGGGAAGCAUGCGAUUUUUGCCAACGAUCUCAAGGGCCAUUCACUUCAUGCGUUAUUGCAGCUGACCUUCGACACCUGCGACCAACAUGCGCAAACUGCCAUUGGGGAUCGAAGGGAAAGCAGUGUAGCUUCAUUGCACAGCCCCCUAUUGCUCAUACAUCAAUCCAGCAAACCGCCACGCCCGAGAUACCCAAGACGCUCAAGGAGCUAGAUGAGACACUGGCAAAGGAGAUCCUUGCUCGGGACUCGGUGAUGGCGGUGCUGCACGACUAUGAUCGGCGAAUCGAAGAACUUUUAGCCACAAAGGCUACUAUGCAGGCUAGUGAACAGCGGGAGAACACUGCUAGUGCCAAUCUUCAUAAUUAG
Messenger RNA from Penicillium psychrosexuale, 648 nucleotides. RefSeq names its product DUF3716 domain-containing protein. The transcript has a single exon. The record is from RefSeq and is a predicted model, not a curated record. The coding region runs from base 1 to 648 and encodes 215 amino acids. Lineage: Eukaryota; Fungi; Ascomycota; Eurotiomycetes; Eurotiales; Aspergillaceae.